AUGCUUAUAUUAAUUUUCACUAAUUAUUAAUAUGUGACAUAAUAGAAACUUGUUUUAUUAUUAGAUUGUAAAUAUACACAUAAAUGGAAAGGAGAUUGCCAAAAUGGGCCCGGAAGUGUAAAAAUAGGAGUGGAUUUAGAAAUAAAGAAGUUUGCUUUAUCAGAAAAACAAAAAAAAAAAUAUAAUUGUUAAUUUAAAAAGCAGUCUUCAUAUUUUUAAUUAAAUAGAGCUAUUUCUUAUUAAUUUAAAGAUUCUGUAUAUGUUUAAGAAGAAUGUUUUUCAUAGUAACCAGAAUAGAUUUAAGUUAAUUUUAUUUUAAGAAAUGUAAAAAUAAAUGUAAAAACUUUAUUUAAAAUGGAUUUUUAUUAAAAAAACGAAAAUAAAAAAUAAACUAAUAAUAAUGCUUAUCAAUAUUUUAAUUUCAGCAUUUUAAAUAAUAAAAAAUUUAGAAACGAGCAUACUCUUUCUUUAAAUACACUUUUUAAAUUAAUAAAAAUAAGUAAAACUUUAUUUUCUUUUUAAAAAGAAAAAACAUAAAUCAAUGAAUAAUAAAUUUAAACCAAAAACGAAGAAAAAAGUUAAGAACUUUUCAUUAUUUAUAUAAGUAAUUUUGAUAUUAAAAAAACAUAAAUUGAACUACUCAAAAGUGGCUUUGGAAUAAAAACAUUUCAAUUAAAUAUUAAAGAUAUAUAAGGUAAGUAGAUAUAAAAAUAAAAUAAUAAAUUAUUAGUUAUUAAAGGAUAAUUAGAAAUUAAUUAUUUUAAUAAACAUAAAAUCGUCUAUGAGCCAUUACUUGAACCAUGGAAGUUUUUAAUAAAAGAAGAAAAAAAAAAACCAAUUCGUCACUUUUUGGUCAGUAAUUAUGAAUCAAAGAAAGUUUUAUAAAUGAUUCCGUUAUUAAAACAACAUAAUAAUUCAUUUAAUUUAAAUGUUUCUUUAGCUUGUUUAGAAUAAAUUGUUGAAAUUUAUAAAAAACUUAAAUAAAAAGAUGGUUCGGAUGAAGAAGAACCAUAUUUUAUCAUAAAUAAGACUGGGUUUUCAUUAGAAAUUAGAGAUUUCGGAAAAGAUAAUAGGCCAGUUUAAGUAAUUGAAGACGGAAAUAGAAAAAAAUGGUUAGGAUGGGAAGAAAUGUAUACUAUGUAAAAGAAAAAAGAAAUGAGAAAAAAAGAUAAUGGAGAAAGAAAAUAAGCACUUGUUAAUAUAAAUAUAAUUUAAGAAGAAGAAGAGGACUUAAAAAUUCAAAUAAAUGACAUUUUAUAAGAAAGUAAAGAAAUGAUAGAAAUAAAUGUUUAAGAAUAAAAUAAAGAAUCAUAAUAAUAGGAUAAAAGAAAAAAAUUAUAAUCUUUAAAAAGCAACAUUUUUGGAAUUAAUAAAAAAAAAAAUAUGUAUUUUUAUAGAUAAAUAAAGAAAAUAUCUUUAGAUAAUAUUGGAAAAUAUUUAAUAAUUUUAAAAAAUGAUGAUGUAGAAAUACUAGAAGAAAAAAACUCAUUAAAAAGAAACAUUACAAUUAAUCAUAAUGUUAAAAAUAAUGCAGAUAAUAUACUAUAAAAAGAAGAAAAUAAUAUAAUUAAAUUAUUCUAAAGUAAUAUAGUAUAAUUAACGGAAAACAUUAAUAAGUUUGGACAAGAUUUGAUAAAAACAAUCAUUAAUAAAAAAAUAAAUGAAGAUGGAAAUACUUAUUUAUUAAUAGAUAAUAAGAUAAAUCAACUAACCGGUUCUAAAGAAAUAACAAUAUCAUCUUCGGCGAGAAUUUUUAAUAAUUUAGAUAUAAUUAUUAAUAUAAACAUAAUCAAUAAAUAUAAAAAAAGUAAAGAUUUUUUAAUAUUCCCAAACACCUUUUGGGAAAUUCCACUACAUUAUCUCCAAAAUGAUACUGAAAUUAAAUUCUCCGAAAAAGAAAAUAAAGACAAUUAUGACUAUUUUUAGCUAAGUUUUAUUUUAAGAGACAAAACAUCACUAAAAGAUUACGAAAUAGACGAAGAAGAUAUUUUUUAGGAAAUUUUAAAUGAAAAAAAUAAUAAAUAAAGACUCAUUUUUAAAUAAGAUUUGGAAAUAAUUCCCAUAUAUAAUGAAUAAAGUCCACUUUUAAUACUAUCUUGUGUUAAAUAAAAAGUAUAUUUUGGCAAUCAAAAAGAUUAUGCUUAUGAAACAAUACUUAUUUUAAACCCUAUGUUUAAAUUCCUAAACGCAACUGCUAAAGAUAUUCAAAUAAAUUUUGGAUUUCCACAAAGAAAAAUCUGGAAAGAAUAAAUAUUAGGGAUAUGUGAAAAAGAAAGGCUUUAUUGGUGUAAAGAAAUAGGUUUUGGGGAUGAUUUGACUAUUAAAAUAGGAUAUUAAAUGUUUUAAUAGAAAAACUGUUGGAAAGUCUAUGGAAAAAAAGAGUAGAAAUAUAAAUUAGACAUUGUUUUGUAACAUGAAUAGAAUAAAUCUAAUAUAAUUUUAUAUAUAGAAGCAGUAAAAAUAUCAUAAAAAGUUAGAUAAUUUAUCCUUUUUUGCCCAUUUUUUAUUCUAAAUAAUAGUCCUUUAAAUAAAUUAAAAUUCAGGGAAUUCGGAUAUACAAGUAAAAUAGAUUUUAAUGAAGAAAAAUAAACAGAUUCAUAAAAAAAGCAGUCUUUUAAAUAAAAUUCAUUUUUAUAUAAAUAAGAAAAUUAUAUUAAUAAUUCUGCAAAAUAUAAUAAAAAAGAUAGAGAAAAUUAUAUUUUUGAGAUAGAAAAGUAAAAUAUUUAAUACUUAAAAAACAUGAAAAUGUUCUCAACUUCCAAACAUAUGAAUAAAAUAUAAGUUGGAAUAUCUGAUAAAAAUGAGAGAUAUUAAUCAUGGAGUUAACCGAUAUCUUUACAAUCUACUAAUUCAGUUUUACAAAUUAUAGAUCCUGUAUAUUAUGAUAAAUAAAUAUAAAUAUAUAUAUAUAUAUAUAUAUAUAUAUAUAUAUAUAUAUAUAUAUAUAUUUUUUUUAUAUGUAUAUAUAUAUUUAUUUAUAUUAAAAGGAUGAUAGAAAAACUUAAUAUGAUCUUUCUUUAAAAAUUGAAAAUAUGCAAGGAUUUUAUAAUAGAACUAAAGUUUUAGUAAUUACUCCUAAAUUUUUUUUUAAGAACUUAUCAUAAUAUCAUUUGUUAGUUAAAUAAAUUGAUGUAAAUGAUUAAGAUUUUAUAUAUUUAGAACCUGUAUAAAAUAAAAGAUUAGUCUAAUAAUAUUUUUGGCAGGAUUUUAAAGGAAAAUAGUAACUUCAGAUUAGCUUUGUUAAAAAUUCUAAUUUAUUUGAUUCUUAAUAAGCUAGUGUUUCUUAAUAAGUUUUUAAUUACGAUUAAAUAAAUUAUUUAUAAUGGUCAAACAGCUUUAAAAUAGAUAAAGUAUUUAUUUUUUUAAUAUAACAAAUAAACUAAAAUAUAUAAAAGAUUUGUAAUAUUGCUGUAAAAGUACCUAAAAUAGAAGGAAAAAAUUUAGACGAUAAUUAGUAUAUAUAUGUAAAAAUAAGUGUAGUUUUAUAAGAUAAUAUACUUAUAACAACUUUCUAUAAUGAAGAUAUAGAAAAUCCACCUUUUUCGUAAUUAAUAGAACGAAAUAUGA
Molecule: messenger RNA, 3567 nt
Organism: Ichthyophthirius multifiliis
Lineage: Eukaryota; Ciliophora; Oligohymenophorea; Hymenostomatida
Exons: 2
Biological process (GO): protein targeting to vacuole; protein retention in Golgi apparatus
Cellular component (GO): extrinsic component of membrane
Source: RefSeq, a predicted model, not a curated record